This is a messenger RNA of Drosophila albomicans, 795 nucleotides long. RefSeq names its product dynein light chain 1, cytoplasmic. The record is from RefSeq and is a predicted model, not a curated record. Gene Ontology annotation, cellular component: cytoplasmic dynein complex. Gene Ontology annotation, biological process: cilium assembly; microtubule-based process. The transcript is spliced from 3 exons. The coding region runs from base 221 to 490 and encodes 89 amino acids. NCBI's taxonomy places the organism in Eukaryota, Metazoa, Arthropoda, Insecta, Diptera, Drosophilidae. Gene Ontology annotation, molecular function: dynein intermediate chain binding; dynein light intermediate chain binding.
CCUCUCGGCUGUCGGCAGCAAUUUCGAUCGAAACAGUUCAACACAGGCAAGCAAACAGCUCAGAACGAAGUGCGUCAACGCAAAUCGAAGUGUUUUAUUUUUUUUGGUCAAUUUAGUCGACGACGAGUGCGCUUAGCGUCAUCUGCCCAACAACAAAAGGACACACACAAGCAAACCAAACCAAACCAAACCACAAACAACAAACUAAAUAACCACAAAAAUGUCUGAUCGCAAAGCCGUCAUCAAGAAUGCUGAUAUGAGCGAGGAGAUGCAGCAGGAUGCUGUUGAUUGUGCGACACAAGCCUUGGAGAAGUACAAUAUUGAAAAGGAUAUUGCGGCUUAUAUCAAGAAGGAGUUCGACAAAAAAUACAAUCCCACAUGGCAUUGCAUUGUGGGUCGCAACUUUGGAUCGUAUGUGACACACGAGACGCGCCAUUUCAUAUACUUCUAUUUGGGCCAAGUGGCCAUUUUAUUGUUUAAGAGCGGUUAAAGUAUUGUCGAGUCGGAUGAAGUGGUGGUCAGGAGGUUGGAGGAGCAACAGCAACAGCAACAUCAGCAUCAGCAAAAGCAGCAGCAGCAACAGUUACAAUUAGAGUUGGCUGAUGCGGCUGCUGUUGCUGCUGCUGAGGCUGAGGCUGCUGUUGCCGCCGCACAGAGGAGAGAGCAGGAGGAACAGCUGGCGGAUGCGGAAGAUGUUGAAAUGGAGAUGGAUGUGGAGCAUGAGGAGGAGGAGCAACAACAACAACAGCAACAACAGCAACAGCAGCAGGCAACAACAGCAGCGGUUGUUCAUCA